Messenger RNA from Trichoderma asperellum CBS 433.97, 1967 nucleotides. RefSeq lists its product as uncharacterized. Gene Ontology annotation, molecular function: phosphatidate cytidylyltransferase activity. Gene Ontology annotation, biological process: cardiolipin biosynthetic process; CDP-diacylglycerol biosynthetic process. Lineage: Eukaryota; Fungi; Ascomycota; Sordariomycetes; Hypocreales; Hypocreaceae. Gene Ontology annotation, cellular component: mitochondrion. The record is from RefSeq and is a predicted model, not a curated record.
CAUCCAUCCUUCAUCCAUUCAUCCCGCCAAUAUCCCCGGCCGAAACACCAACAAACAAGCCUUUUGACAUGCCAGUACCGACGAGCACCCGCCCGGAUCUCUCUGGGCUCGCCAAUUAACCCCCGCUCGUCUUAUAUCAAUCAGAUUUCAAUCUUUAUUAAAUAGCCUCGCCCACUACCGCAACCACCGAAUCCCGGCUCUGCUAAACCCGAAUCCUGCCUGGAUCUACCCAGCUGAGCCCUAAGGAAGGAUUGAAUUGAGCUCCUACCUCAUCCACAAUGGUCGCCCGUGCACGAAGCCUCGAGGCGGCAAGGACCUCUCUACCAGCGACAUUUGCGUUUCGUAGACCUCGGUUAUCGCCCUUGUUCCUCUCUUCCAGUCCUGAAGCUCGCUCAAACUACCAACGAUUAUCCUCCGCAUCCUCUGUGUCCUCUUUAACAUCAUCAUCCUCGUCUUCCUCAUGCCAGAGGCGAUGGUAUUCUUCCGAUCCAACGACUUCCCAGCAGAACCGACAGCCAGGUGCCCAGAGCCAUGAUCAAGCAGCAUCAGCACCAUCAACUCCAAGCUCCACAACGACAACGUCUUCAUCGUCAUCAACAUCCACAUCAACAUCAACGUCAAGCAAUCGCCGUAAAGAGUCUGCUGGAGGGAAAUUCAACUUGUAUGGCGAUGAGUGGGAGGAUACCGUGGACUUUGCCAUUCAAGGAUUUGACGAGCUUCCCCAUCGCUUGUUUGGCGUAAACCAACAUAUGAUCAUCAACUAUGAACUCAAAGAAGCUCUGCGUAUGAUGCUGCGCCAGUUCAAUGCACCCAUUGUCUACUGUUUCGCCUACGGUUCAGGCGUUUUCCCCCAGGAAAAGGCCGGCCGCAGCAUCAGCGAGGCUGACUUUCGAGCCGUCCACCCCAGGCCUCCCGAAGCCUUGGUCAAGGCCCAGGGAGGCUCUCCCAAGAUGAUUGACUUCAUUUUCGGAGUCACUCAUACAGAGCACUGGCAUUCUAUCAAUAUGAAGCAGCACCGAGACCAUUACUCUGGCGUUGCAUCGCUAGGCUCAGGCUUUGUCUCGCGAGUCCAGAACUGGGGUGCUGGCGUGUAUUUCAAUCCCUACGUUGAAAUUAGCGGCAUGUUGGUCAAAUAUGGCGUCACAAGCAUCGACAACUUGGUUAGGGACCUGUCCACUUGGGAUAACCUCUAUUUGGCAGGGCGCCUGCAAAAGCCGGUCAAGAUCCUCCGUGACCAUCCUCAGGUCCGAUUGGCAAAUCAGAUAAAUCUUAUUGCUGCUGUUCGAACUGCGCUCCUUCUGCUGCCGUCUGACUUCACCGAAGCCGAUCUAUAUAGCACCAUUGCUGGGCUGAGCUACCUCGGCGACCCCCGGAUGGCUCUCCCUACCGAGAAUAAGAGCAAGGUAGACAACAUUGUCUCUAACAACAUGGUUCAUUUCCGCCGACUCUAUGCUCCGCUAGUCAGGACACUUCCCAACGUGGCAUUCGUGGACCCUGUUCGGCUCGAUGAUGAGAGCUGGAUUUUGAACCCCGAAGCCAACGCCAGGAUGCAGCAGGAUAUGGAUUUGAUGAAGAGGGGUAAUAUGGUCAGACGUUUACCGGGAAGCUUCAGAUCUCGCCUCUACUUUCAAUACCGGAAGAAGUUUGGCAUUCCCCAAGACGAAUUCAAGGCCAUGAUGGAGGCAGCCUCUGACUCCGACGGAGCUGUAAAACGCCGCCAGGCGGGAGAGUUUGAGAAGCGGAUUGCUGCGGAUGACCCCGAACAGCUGAAGCAGAUUACUCGCCAAGUCAUUAAGCAGACUGUCAACUGGCCUAGCACAUCGCAAAGCAUCAAGGGCUUACUCAUGGGUGGCUUCAAGAGAUCAUGGCGAUACUUGGGCGAAAAGGUGUCCAAGUGGAAGAAGGGCAGGUCCGACAAGAAACCUGAAAGCAAAGAAGCUGAAAAAUCGCAGAAAAAAGAAGAGUAA